Molecule: messenger RNA, 3009 nt
Organism: Chaetura pelagica (chimney swift)
Lineage: Eukaryota; Metazoa; Chordata; Aves; Apodiformes; Apodidae
Gene: SHOC2
Product: soc-2 suppressor of clear homolog (C. elegans)
Exons: 8
Coding region: 230-1978 (582 amino acids)
Molecular function (GO): protein binding
Source: RefSeq, a predicted model, not a curated record
UAAUACGGAGCAUUUGACCUUCAGAUCUCUACAACUGAAUCUCCUGACACCACAAUUAGGAAAGAGUGCCUUCAGAACCAAUAUGUAGCAAAUGGGUAUCACACCUCCAAAGCUCCUCCCUUGGUUCGACACUUGCAUGUUUUAAGGAUCCUUGUUGCCUCAGCAGUGACUUGUUCUUGUGAACUUCAGAAACAGAUUUCAUGUGGUGCUCUCUAAACAUUGAGUCACCAUGAGUAGUAGUCUAGGAAAAGAAAAAGACUGUAAAGAGAAGGAUCCAAAAGUCCCAUCGUCAAAAGAAAGGGAGAAGGAGGCCAAAGCCUCUGGAGGAUUUGGGAAAGAGAGCAAAGAAAAGGAGCCUAAGACCAAAGGGAAAGAUGCCAAAGAUGGAAAGAAGGACUCCAGUAGCACGCAGCCUGGGGUAGCUUUUUCAGUGGACAAUACAAUAAAAAGACCUAAUCCAGCCACAGGUACCCGCAAAAAAUCCAGCAAUGCUGAGGUGAUCAAAGAGCUAAAUAAAUGCCGGGAAGAGAAUUCAAUGCGCUUGGACUUGUCCAAGAGGUCUAUACACAUGCUUCCAUCAGCUAUCAAAGAGCUAACGCAGUUAACAGAACUUUAUUUAUACAGUAACAAACUGCAGUCCCUCCCGGCAGAGGUGGGCUGUCUUGUGAACCUGAUGACACUGGCCCUGAGUGAAAAUUCACUCACCAGUUUGCCUGACUCUCUUGAUAACUUGAAGAAACUGCGCAUGCUUGACCUGCGGCACAACAAACUUCGCGAAAUCCCUUCGGUGGUGUACAGGCUGGGCUCCCUCGCCACCCUUUACCUACGCUUUAAUCGUAUAACUACUGUGGAAAAGGAUAUCAAAAACUUGUCAAAACUCACCAUGCUUAGCAUACGGGAGAACAAAAUCAAGCAACUACCUGCUGAAAUUGGUGAGUUGUGUAACCUCAUAACGCUGGAUGUAGCGCACAAUCAGCUUGAACAUCUUCCAGAAGAGAUUGGAAGCUGCACGCAGAUCACCAACCUUGACUUGCAGCACAAUGAGCUCUUGGACCUGCCAGAAACCAUAGGAAAUCUAUCCAGUCUAAGUCGUCUUGGCCUGAGGUACAAUAGGCUGUCAGCAAUUCCGAAGUCUUUAGCAAAAUGCAGUGAACUUGAUGAACUGAACCUGGAGAACAACAACAUUUCUACUUUGCCAGAGGGUCUUUUAUCCAGCCUUGUCAAACUGACUAGUUUAACACUGGCCAGGAACUGCUUCCAGUCCUAUCCCGUGGGUGGCCCGUCCCAGUUCUCUACAAUCUACUCUCUCAAUAUGGAGCACAACCGCAUCAAUAAAAUCCCCUUUGGAAUUUUCUCUAGAGCUAAAGUAUUAAGUAAGCUGAACAUGAAGGACAAUCAGCUGACCUCUCUCCCCCUGGACUUUGGGACUUGGACUAGUAUGGUAGAACUGAACUUAGCGACUAAUCAGCUCACAAAAAUCCCUGAGGAUGUAUCUGGGCUUGCUUCUCUUGAGGUUCUUAUCUUGUCCAACAAUCUACUAAAGAAACUUCCCCAUGGAAUUGGAAAUCUACGGAAGCUCCGAGAGCUAGAUCUAGAGGAAAACAAACUGGAAUCCUUGCCAAAUGAAAUAGCUUACCUCAAGGAUCUGCAGAAAUUGGUUCUGACUAAUAAUCAGUUGACCACCCUUCCCAGAGGUAUCGGUCACCUUACCAAUCUGACACACCUUGGGCUUGGAGAGAACCUUCUCACACACCUUCCUGAGGAAAUUGGUACACUGGAGAAUCUGGAAGAACUGUAUUUGAAUGACAACCCCAAUCUGCACAGCCUUCCUUUUGAGCUGGCUCUUUGCAGCAAACUGUCAAUAAUGAGUAUUGAGAACUGCCCACUCAGCCACCUUCCACCUCAGAUUGUUGCAGGAGGACCCUCCUUCAUCAUUCAGUUCCUAAAAAUGCAGGGACCAUAUCGUGCCAUGGUCUGAUGCUAAUCGGAUUGUCCAAUACACUGUACAAAAUACAAACUGCAUUAAUGUUGUAAUUGUCUGUAUAUGUAUAUAUAAUAUAAUAUAUCUGGCUUAUAUUAUAUUAUAUAUAUAUAUAAAUAUAUAAAUAAUAUAAAAAGGCAAAUUUAAGACUGCAUUAUUUUUUUCUGCUAAUAGGAAUCAUAGCCAUUUAGAUUUUCUUUUUUUAUUCUGUAAAAAUGCUUGUCUAAGUUUUCUUUGCUGAAUUUGAUGGAAGUUGUCUGAAUAAUCUGGUAAUGCCAGUUCAUUUAAAGCAAUUGCCAAUGAACUCAAAGUUUAAAUUUAAGGGACAAAAAAUAGUUUUGCUUAGAUUUACUUUCAGUUAAGAGAAAUGUAUAACCUUUAUAUAAUGAACUUUUCUGGUUUUCUCCCUCUUUUUUUUUUUUUUUUUAAAUGUCAAAACCUGAAAGGGUCAUGUGUCCUGAGGUUGGGAUUUUCUUUUAACUUAUUUGAGAUUUGAAGCAAAUGGUGUUUUUAUAUUGUUUACAGUCAGAGUAAAUCACUGGAUUUUGUUUUAUUCUGAUUUGCUCUGUUUUAAUCAAUCAUAUCUAGAAUUUAUAUGCCUCUGCUGAUGAAUUUUUAUCAACCGGUUUGUAUACUAAAAACAUAUACUCAUCAGAACAACUGGCAGGUGAAAAGGAUGCAGUCAAAACAAAAAGGAAAAAAAAAAGAAAAAAGCUUGAAUUCCCUUAAGUCUUGCUUCCCUGAGUUAUCAGUUACAGGCAUAACAUAUCUGAACUGAGCCUUUUGCAGUUGGUCUUUUCUAGCACAAGUAAAUCUUUUCCGAUGGGUAAAACGUCGAGUGUUCUCAGUGAAGAGCAGUUUUCGUUUUGUGAAGUAACAAUUCCAUGAGGUCUAACAGUGCAGUUAAGUGGCAAGGAAAUAAUAUAUAUGUACAUUUUUAUUACAAUGUUGAGUCAAAAACUACAACAGGCAAUUUUAAGGAUUCCUUAUAGUCCUUGUACAAUAAAUGAAUGUGUCUUACUUUUAAA